Molecule: messenger RNA, 978 nt
Organism: Mastomys coucha (southern multimammate mouse)
Lineage: Eukaryota; Metazoa; Chordata; Mammalia; Rodentia; Muridae
Gene: Batf
Product: basic leucine zipper ATF-like transcription factor
Exons: 3
Coding region: 248-625 (125 amino acids)
Biological process (GO): regulation of transcription by RNA polymerase II
Cellular component (GO): nucleus
Molecular function (GO): RNA polymerase II cis-regulatory region sequence-specific DNA binding; DNA-binding transcription factor activity, RNA polymerase II-specific
Source: RefSeq, a predicted model, not a curated record
CCACAAGAGAGGGCCUGUGCGCAAGCCCCAAAGCAAGCGAGAUGUCCCUGUGGGGAGCAGUCCCUCUGCACCCCCAGAGAGAGGAGGACGCAGGGGUCUGUCAGAGGUCGCUGCUGGGCAAGCAGGGGAGGCACCUGUGGAAGGUGGUGUGCUGGUGGCCCCCUAGCAGUCAGGAAGGGGAGCCAGCUAGUGAGAAGAUCGCCCAGAGGCAUCUGGGACGGUGUGGGAAAGCCCGGAAGAUAGAACCAUGCCUCACAGCUCCGACAGCAGUGACUCCAGCUUCAGCCGCUCUCCUCUCCCUGGCAAACAGGACUCAUCUGAUGAUGUGAGGAAAGUUCAGAGGAGAGAGAAGAAUCGCAUUGCUGCCCAGAAGAGCCGACAGAGACAGACACAGAAAGCCGACACCCUUCACCUGGAGAGUGAGGACCUGGAGAAACAGAACGCUGCUCUGCGCAAAGAGAUCAAACAGCUCACCGAGGAGCUCAAGUACUUCACAUCGGUGCUCACCACCCACGAGCCCCUGUGCUCCGUGCUGGCCAGUGGCACUCCCUCACCCCCCGAGGUGGUAUACGGCGCCCAUGCCUUCCACCAGCCUCACAUCAGCUCGCCACGCUUCCAGCCCUGAGCUUCCGGACAAGAAGAGAACAAACAAAGCCUUGGUCGAGGCUACCCCCAUGGUCCUUUGGAGGGGCACGCAAACUGAGGCCGGGCUGCCCUCCUACCUCUACCCAGAGGCCCAGUGGCAGAGGCCUGGACAAGUAUUGAACACAAGCACUGUAGUGGUCAGAGGGACUUAAGGCCUCCCAGGAAAGUACAGUCACUGUAUUGGACUCUCCCAGGGAAGUCGAGCCAAUGUACUGGACCAGGAAAAUGACAAGACAACUACAGAGUGUCGUGGAUGAUGCCCAAGAUGCACAGCACAGAGGGAGGAGGGCAGGGAAUGGAUAGUUUUCUAAAUAAAUACUUUCUAAGAAACCA